Molecule: messenger RNA, 2226 nt
Organism: Alternaria burnsii
Lineage: Eukaryota; Fungi; Ascomycota; Dothideomycetes; Pleosporales; Pleosporaceae
Exons: 2
Coding region: 1-2226 (741 amino acids)
Biological process (GO): negative regulation of transcription by RNA polymerase II
Cellular component (GO): nucleus
Molecular function (GO): DNA-binding transcription factor activity, RNA polymerase II-specific; RNA polymerase II transcription regulatory region sequence-specific DNA binding
Source: RefSeq, a predicted model, not a curated record
AUGUCGACUCCUACAGUUGCGCCACAACCACCCACUGCGGGCCCAUCUGAUGUCUCAAGAGGAGCACGAAGACGGCGGCACCCACGGAAUCGAGGUGGAAACGCAAAUGCCGCCGCACAGCCAGACCAGUCACAGCAAACGCAAACGCAACCAGCACAACCGUCACAACCGUCACAGAGAGGUGGCGGACGGAGUGGCAGAGGACGAGGGCGAGGAGGUCAAACAGAUAGUGCAAGACCCUCACAACCAAACGCUGCCGCUCUUGAAUUCGUACCCUCGUCUGUACAAGAAGCAGCGCACCGAGGAGGAAGAGGUGGGCGUGGAGGUGGGCGGGGUGGCAGAGGAAGAGGUGGCGCAGAGCGUUUCCCACAGCGUAUGGCUGCUGGUGGCCGUCAAUUUGGUGGUCAAUUGACUGGGGAAGACGAUGCAGCUUCAGCCAUAUCAGAAGCCCAAGGAGGAUUACAAGCAGAUGCACCAACCUUUCAGCCUGGCCAACCCAUCGCCCCUCGCAAGUCGCGACCACCGCGUCAAAAGCAGCCGCAAGCCCCCAAAUCGACCGCACCCGAUAUUGCCACUAGAACACACGAGGAUAUUGACAAUGGACACUACGAAUGCGCAAUCUGUACUGAAGAUGUCACAAGGCGCACCAAGGGUGUCUGGUCAUGUAGGACGUGUUGGACUGUUUUUCAUUUGGGGUGUAUCAAGAAGUGGUCAACAAAUGAAGGCUCGGCAGCAGCGCGACAGCAGACGCAAGACGGAGAGACGCCUCCCCCGAGGCAAUGGCGCUGUCCCGGCUGCAAUCUACCAAAGGACACCCUCCCCAAGAACUUCCACUGUUGGUGUGAGAAGGAACUUGACCCGCGAUCAACGCCUGGCCUGCCACCUUUCUCGUGCGAAGAGAAGCCAUGCCCACACAAGAUCUUCGUUACCUGCGAAUGCCAGAGAAUCAAGCAAGAAGCCAAGUGCAAUGCUUCGCGUAACGGUGACGGUAAUCUGAAAAAGGUGCUCAAGUGCGACGAAGAAUGUGCACGAUUGGAGCGUAAUCGUGUUCUGGCACUUGCGCUCAACGUUGAUCCGGAGCACCAAAACGACCAUAUCCCAUAUUCAGAUGCCACACUAAACAUGUACCAGCAGAACGCCACUUGGGCUGUUACACAGGAGAAGCAACUUAGACUGUUUGCUGCCGACCCGGAUCAGAAGCGUCUUCGCUUCAAACCAAUGCCCCGCAACCUGCGCAAGUUUAUUCACUACCUUGCUGAGGAUUUUGGCAUGGACUCCGAGAGCAUGGAUCCGGAGCCGCAUCGACAUGUUGCCAUCUUCAAGACCCCAAAGUUCGUCAUGGCGCCUAUGCGGACACUCGCAGACUGCGCCAGAAGUCGUCAAAUCCAACAGCGUCUUGCCCCUACGCCAGCGCCAGUAACGACUUCGGCCGCUCCUUUGCGUCCUAAGCCCAGUAAUACCAACGGAGAUCCCUACAACGCGUUCAUUAUCCUGAAUCCUCGCUUUGCACUCACCAUUGAAGAGCUCAACCCCAUCAUCAAGAGCGUACUUGCUACAACAUCCUUCAGAUGCGAAUUAGAGGUUACUUUCCUCCCUAGUGAAGCAGUGGCAUUGAAGCCACCUCUAGCAGCUCGUCUUAGCAUCCCAGAACAUGACAUGCAGAAAAUGCUCGAGUCGAUCCAGGCACCGCUGACUCAAGCUAUCACGACGCAAGGUAUCGGCAAAAAUGUUCAGCUCGCACGUCUCGAUUCUUCGCUCAACAUACUCCGUAAGGAAUCUGACGUCGGUCCUGGCUCGGGUUGGAGUCAAGUCGCAGCCUCAAAGGGUGUUCCGCUUCGCCAGAUCCAGAAGACUACAGGAUUCGGUAACAAGGGUGGUUUUGCGGUCCUGAGCUUGAGCAGCAAGAAGAAGAAACAAAAGGAGCCUGUUGAGGAGGUUGCGGAAAAUUGGGAGGAAGCGGAAGAGGAAGAGGAGCAGAAGGAGAAGGUUAGCGGGGCCAACAGUGCUGCAAUGAGUGAAGACGAAGGGGUACCGAAGAAUACAGGAGAAGCUUCGGAUAGUAAGGCAGCCAGCGGCGAGGACGAAGGUGCGUCAAAUGGUGUCUCAGAAGCUUCGAGUAGCAUGCCUGCUAGUGAUGAGAACAGCGUCGCGCCAAAGGACGAUGUUGCGCUCUCUACUAAGCCACUACUUGGACGCUGGUCAGAGCUGGAUGACGAACUAGAUUAG